GCCAAGACUUUAAAUGGCAUUUGUGAUAAAGCAAUCCGAUCAACUACAGAUCCACUGAUGAGCCAGUGUGCAUGUCUGGAGGAGGUUCAUUUAACCAACAUUAAACCAGGGAAGGCCUGGAUAUUGGGGAAUUUACAGAUGCUUGUGAAAUCAGGAAUGUACAUCAAAUCAACUUAUGAUGGAUUACAUGUAAUUACUGGAACUACAGAAAAUUCCCCUGCCGAUCGAUCUCAGAAGAUUCAUGCUGGUGAUGAAGUGAUCCAGGUUAACAGGCAAACUGUGGUUGGAUGGCAGCUAAAAAAUCUGGUGGCAAAGUUACGAGAGAAUCCUGCUGGGGUUAGGCUGCUGCUUAAGAAACGUCCCACUGGCUCUUUCCAUUUCACUCCUGCUCCGCUAAAGAACCUGCGCUGGAAACCACCCUUGGUGCAGACCAGUCCUUCGCCAACUUCAACCCAGUCACCAGAAAGCAUGAUGGAUACCUCACUGAAAAAAGAGAAACCAGCCAUUUUGGAUCUGUACAUACCACCUCCACCAGCUGUUCCAUAUUCUCCUCGAGAUGAAAAGGGGAGUUUUGUAUAUGGAGGAGGCAACAAACCCUGUCAGCCACUACCUAGAUCCAAGGGUGCCGAGUCUCCCAAUUCUUUUCUGGAUCAGGAGAGUCGAAGGCGACGGUUUACUAUCGCAGAUUCGGAUCAGUUGCCUGGGUAUCCCAUGGAACCAAAUAUCCUGCCAGCCAAGAUGAGGGAAAAAACACAAUCGUAUGGAAAACCUCGUCCUUUGUCAAUGCCUGCUGAUGGGAGCUGGAUCGGAGUUGCAGAACCCUUCUCCAGGCCUCGAGCACCAGGGAGAAAAGGUGAAGAUGUCCUCUGCAGGUACUUCAGUAAUGAAAGGAUACCCCCGACCAUUGAAGAAAGUCCCUCCACACAACACCCCCUCUCAAGGCCAGUGUCUGACAAGCAGUUAGUGAGAGGAACAGAUUAUAUUCGAGGCAGCAGGUGUUAUGUGAAUGCAGACCUCCACAACAGUGCAACAAUUCCUUUUCAAGAGGAAGGUGCUAAAAAAUCCUCUGUUACAUCAUCCACAAAAUCUUCCUCCACAGAGCCCUCGUUGCUAGUCAGUUGGAUCACAAGACUGAAAUUGUUGACUCAUUGACUAUUGUUCGCAGGACUGUUACCAAGUGCCUUUGCUCAUCGGUCAGACUUCUCUACUUUUCAGCUUAACUGAUGCAUAGUGACUAAUGCAGUGUUCUUUUCCUGGAGAAUCUUACGUUUUUGCUGUUUUGUUUGUGAUUUUUGAUGUAUCAGAGGGUUUCAAAGUGCAAGGAGGGAAGAAAGAAAAAGAUCAAGUUCCUCUUCCUGGCCAAAAGCUGAGGGCAUUUAUUUUCCCUGGAAAUUAGUAAAAUUUCAGUGAUACAGAGGCUACACGUGACCUG
This is a messenger RNA of Mesitornis unicolor (brown roatelo), 1432 nucleotides long. It is a transcript of the gene CNKSR3, whose product is annotated as CNKSR family member 3. Gene Ontology annotation, molecular function: protein binding. The annotation marks the transcript as partial. Gene Ontology annotation, biological process: regulation of signal transduction. Gene Ontology annotation, cellular component: cytoplasm; membrane. The record is from RefSeq and is a predicted model, not a curated record. NCBI's taxonomy places the organism in Eukaryota, Metazoa, Chordata, Aves, Mesitornithiformes, Mesitornithidae. The transcript is spliced from 9 exons.